GCGCAUCAUAAGCACACGACAAAUAAAUAAAAAAAAGUUGGGUGAACAUUGUAAGAACAAAGUAGUACUUUCAUAUUAUUAAGAUUUGAAUACAAGGAAUUUGGGAAACCUUUGGAUCACAUCAAUGGCUGCAACGAGACCGGUGCAAUGUUUGCUAAGAAAGAUUUGCAAGGGAAGCAGGAGUUUUGGGGUUGCCACUGAAGUUAACGCUUCCUCCUCUUCUUCUCAGAGAAUCAUCGACAAGGAAUAUGAACACAGUGCUCACAACUACCAUCCACUUCCGAUUGUAUUUUCUCAAGCGAAGGGAACCUCUGUUUGGGAUCCAGAGGGAAACAAAUAUCUAGAUUUUCUUGCUGGUUAUUCUGCUGUUAAUCAGGGACACUGCCAUCCUAAAAUCCUGAAAGCGUUACAAGAACAGGCAGAAAGGCUGACCGUGAGCUCUCGAGCCUUCUAUAAUGAUCGUUUUCCACUCUUUGCAGAGUACGUGACAACCAUGUUUGGUUAUGAUAUGGUACUUCCUAUGAAUACUGGUGCUGAAGGUGUGGAAACAGCUAUGAAAUUAGCACGAAAGUGGGGUUAUGAAAAGAAAAGGAUUCCCAGUGAUGAGGCUAUUAUUGUCUCAUGUUGUGGCUGCUUCAAUGGUCGUACAUUAGGGGUCAUAUCUAUGAGCUGUGAUAAUGAAGCUACCCGUGGUUUUGGUCCUUUAUUACCUGGCCAUAUUAAAGUUGAUUUUGGUGAUGCUGAUGCCCUUGAAAGAAUUUUUAAAGAAAAAGGAGAAUGCAUAGCUGCAUUUAUUUUAGAACCUAUCCAAGGUGAAGCUGGGAUAAUAAUUCCUCCAGAUGGUUAUUUAAAAGCUGUUAGAGAUCUUUGCUCCAAAUAUAAUAUCUUGAUGAUUGCUGAUGAAAUACAAUCUGGGUUAGGAAGAACAGGGAAGAUGCUGGCUUGUGAAUGGGAAGAAGUUCGCCCAGAUGUUGUGGUACUCGGUAAAGCACUGGGUGGAGGUGUUUUACCAGUUAGUGCAGUUCUUGCAGACAAAGAUGUGAUGCUUUGUAUACAACCUGGACAGCAUGGAAGCACUUUUGGUGGAAAUCCGUUGGCCAGUGCAGUUGCAAUUGCCUCACUAGAAGUGAUAAAAAAUGAAAAACUAGUUGAGAGAUCUGUCCAAAUGGGAGAGAAGCUAAUGGGUCAACUUCUUGAGAUUCAACAGCAAUACCCAGAUUAUGUGAAGGAGGUACGGGGAAGAGGAUUAUUCAUUGGAGUGGAGUUCAAAAGAAAAAACUUGUUCCCUGCAUCGGUGUAUGAGCUUAGUGAAAAAUUGAAGGAAAGAGCAGUCCUUGCCAAGCCAACACAUGAAACUAUAAUCCGCUUUACUCCACCACUUUGCAUAAGUGAGGAUGAGAUCCAACAAGGUUCUAAGGCCCUGGCUGAUGUUUUGGAAAUUGAUGUUCCAAAGUUGCAGAAGGAGAAGCCAAGAGAAGCUGCUCCAGUUGCAUCUAGUGCAUGUGAUCGUUGUGGUAGAGUCAUGUAUGAUUAAUCAGAUAAUGGUAUAUGGUUUUCACCUACCUUUAGUUUUCCUUGGAUAAAAAAUUAUAUCAUAUGAAGAAUGCUUUGUCCUGUGCAUGAAAACUGCGUUCAAAUAUUCCAUAUAUUAUGAAAUAAAUAUGCCACAGAA
This is a messenger RNA of Vigna umbellata (rice bean), 1672 nucleotides long. RefSeq names its product ornithine-delta-aminotransferase (gene DELTA-OAT). Gene Ontology annotation, molecular function: identical protein binding; L-ornithine transaminase activity; pyridoxal phosphate binding. NCBI's taxonomy places the organism in Eukaryota, Viridiplantae, Streptophyta, Magnoliopsida, Fabales, Fabaceae. The record is from RefSeq and is a predicted model, not a curated record. Gene Ontology annotation, cellular component: cytoplasm.